Chenopodium quinoa (quinoa) is the source of this 1390-nucleotide messenger RNA. Its product is annotated as probable aldo-keto reductase 4. NCBI's taxonomy places the organism in Eukaryota, Viridiplantae, Streptophyta, Magnoliopsida, Caryophyllales, Amaranthaceae. Gene Ontology annotation, cellular component: cytoplasm. The transcript is spliced from 5 exons. The record is from RefSeq and is a predicted model, not a curated record. Bases 114 to 1145 code for a protein of 343 amino acids.
CUAAUGCUAUCAUUUCUUAUCAUCUUAUUUAUAAAUAUGAUAGCCUUCUUCAUGGGGUCACUCACACAUAGGAAGAACAAAGGCAAGCAAAUUAAAGCAAGAAACUGAUAUAAAUGGCCGCGGUUGUUCCGAGGAUGAAGCUUGGUUCUCAGGGUUUAGAAGUGUUUAGUCAAGGUCUUGGAUGUAUGGGAAUGUCUUUUUCUUAUGGUGCUCCUAAACCCGAGGAAGAUAUGAUCAAUCUUAUUCGCCACGCUGUUUGCUCCGGCAUCACCCUGUUUGAUACCUCUGACAUGUAUGGACCUCAUACUAAUGAGAUCCUCCUCGGCAAGGCAUUGAAGGAAGGAUGGAGGGAGAAAGUAGAGUUGGCUACAAAAUUCGGGAUUAACAACGUUGGGCCGAAAAUGGAGAUUAGGGGUGAUCCUGCAUACGUAAGAGCAGCGUGUGAGGGAAGCUUGAAGCGUCUGGGAAUUGAUUGCAUCGACCUCUAUUAUCAACAUCGGAUUGAUACUAAAGUCCCCAUUGAAAUCACGAUGGGAGAACUUAAGAAACUGGUUGAAGAGGGAAAAAUCAAGUACAUCGGUCUGUCUGAAGCAUCAGCUUCAACUAUCAGAAGAGCACACGCUGUCCACCCAUUAACAGCAGUUCAGCUGGAAUGGUCCUUGUGGACCAGAGAUGUGGAGGCUGAAAUAGUUCCUACCUGCAGGGAACUUGGGAUUGGAAUUGUGGCAUACAGUCCUCUUGGCAGGGGCUUUCUCUCUUAUGGACCUAAAAUUGUGGAGAGCUUUACUAAGGAGGACAGGCGGCAGUCCUUUCCAAGAUUCCGGCCAGAGAAUAUGGAACACAACAAACACAUAUUUGAACAAGUUUCAGAAAUUGCAGCAAAAAAAGGAUGUACCCCUGCACAGCUAGCACUUGCAUGGGUUCAUCACCAGGGAGAAGAUGUGUGUCCCAUUCCUGGAACCACCAAGAUUGAGAACCUCAACCAGAACAUUGGCGCUUUGUCCGUGAAGCUAUCUUCGGAGGAAAUGGCCAAGCUAGAAUCCCUCGUCUCUGAGAAUACUGUUAAGGGUGAUCGAUAUGCAUCUCUUUCUGGCACAUGGAAGAACUCAGAAACUCCACCGGUAUCCUUAUGGAAGGCUGAAUAGCAUGGUGAAUCUAAUACUUGGAUUAAGAUAAUGACUUUGUGCUACGAAACUCUACAACCUUCAAUUAUUCCAUAGUUACCUUCUUUUACUGCCUUUACUUUAUUGGAGGUAUUUGUGAUAGUUUUUGUUCACAAGAAUCUACUAAAGUAAAGGAAGUUGAUUUGAUGAACUCAUGGAGUCAUGAGAAACCAUUAUUAAUGCAAAUAGCAACUGCUCUGAAAUAAUAGGUAUUUGGUUACUUUUGA